Molecule: messenger RNA, 2456 nt
Organism: Vombatus ursinus (common wombat)
Lineage: Eukaryota; Metazoa; Chordata; Mammalia; Diprotodontia; Vombatidae
Gene: CCDC149
Product: coiled-coil domain containing 149
Exons: 12
Coding region: 47-1672 (541 amino acids)
Source: RefSeq, a predicted model, not a curated record
GGGAGCCAGGGCGGGGGAGGAGGUUAUUGAUGAAGCUGCUUCACGCAUGGAUGAGGCCAUGAAUUUCAAUCGGACCGAGAGCGACUGGCAGGGACUGGUGAGCGAGUAUCUGGUGUGCAAAAGGAAGCUAGAAAGUAAAAAGGAGGCUUUACUGAUCCUUUCCAAGGAGCUGGAUACGUGUCAACAGGAAAGAGACCAGUACAAACUCAUGGCCAAUCAGCUUCGGGAGCGGCACCAGUCUCUGAAAAAGAAAUACCGAGAGCUGAUUGAUGGAGACCCAUCAAUUCCACCUGAAAGGAGGAAACAGGCUAAUCUUGCACAACUAUUGAGUGAUUCUCGGGACCGAAAUAAACAUCUGGGAGAAGAAAUUAAAGAACUUCAGCAGAGACUUGGAGAAAUACAGGGGGACAAUAAGCUUCUAAGGAUGACGAUAGCAAAACAGAGACUAGGUGAUGAAGAAAUUGGGGCCCGCCAUUUUGCAGCCCAUGAACGAGAAGACCUGGUUCAGCAGCUGGAGAGAUCUCGGGAGCAAAUUGAAUCCCUGGAACAUGACCUACAGGCCUCUGUGGAUGAGCUACAGGACAUCAAAGAGGAGCGCUCUUCCUAUCAGGAUAAAGUGGACAGGCUGAACCAAGAACUGAAUCAUAUCCUGGGUGGUCAUGAAAACCGCAUCAUCGAUGUGGAUGCCCUCUGCAUGGAGAACAGAUACCUCCAAGAGAGAUUAAAGCAGCUUCAUGAAGAGGUCAGCCUACUUAAAUCUAAUAUUGCCAAAUAUAAGAAUGCCCUUGAGAGACGGAAAAACUCCAAAGGCCAGAGCAGGUCCAGCAGCAGCAGCAGUAACAGCAGCAGCAGCGCCCUGACUGGAGUCCUGUCUGCAAAGCAAGUUCAAGAUUUAUUAUCCGAGGAUCAUGGAUGUAGUCUUCCAGCAACACCACAGUCCAUUUCGGAUCUGAAAUCUCUAGCUACUGCCCUGUUAGAGACAAUCCACGAGAAAAACAUGGUCAUUCAGCACCAAAGGCAAACCAACAAAAUCCUAGGUAACCGAGUGGCAGAGCUGGAGAAAAAAUUGAGAACUUUGGAAGUCUCAGGUUUGUGGAGUCUCCCAGGGGGCAAGGACACCAUAACUUUCAAUGAUUCCACUCUUCCGGUCAUACAGAGGUCAAGAUCCCCACUGCUGAAAUUCAUAGAUCAGCGAGAAGAAAACAAAACAUAUACCAAGGAUGGGGAGCAGAAGCAAAGAGAUGAAAGUUCUUCUGUUACUGUGGCAUUGACAGCUCCUGAGGAAGCUGCAGCCCAGCUCUCUGACAAUUCCCCAGCCAAGCCCAAGUACAGCAACCAACACAGGCACUUUCAUCCCUCAUUACCCCAGUUAACUUCUGAGGAAGAAGAAAUAAACAGGCUUGGAAGUGAAAUAAUUAAGCUGACAGAGGAACAGGCAGCUGAAGAACUGGAAGGGACCAGAAAAGGGAGAUCCCAAGAGGGCCCAAGGAAGGGGACAGGCCUGUCCCAGAUCAGAGGGACGUCCAAGCUGGAGACGCCUUUGUCUAGCCCUGAUCCGUUUGGUUCCAGUGAGUCCUUGGGUUUGGGGAAGGAACAAGUCACCGAAGGCUGUGACCUGGAAGAGGAGAAAGGUGUCCCAGAGGGGAGCUGCUCAGGCAUUGUGAAGACAUGAAGGAUAAAGGGAUUGGAAAUUGUAACACAUGGAAGGCGCUGGGGACGACGAGAAUUAAGGAACAACACAUUAGAAUUAACUCUCUCCUCAAAUACUCCCAAGUCUGGGACUCAGAAAAUCCUCUGAUCCUGUUGCAAACUGUAGGUAUUUUGAUGACAGUACAGCUUGAUUUAUUAAAUGCAGGUCCUCAAUCUUCUCACCGUCAUCUCUUACUACUGAAGAUGUACUGCUGUGAACACGGGCAGGCACUGGAAAUAGUGUGCACCAUAUGGCUGGUUUUUCCCAUCCGUCUUUGUGUCGGCAUUUGUUUUAUUAGAGAUAAGAUGUUUUUCUAUUAACGUUUAAUGUUGUCGAUCAAAAUUAUGGGAAGAGCUUGAAACUGAUGGGCUUUUUAAUCAGGUCCCCGGUAUUUGUAAUGAUUAAGGCUGUUGGGAAGAGAGACAUAAUUGAGCAUAAUGGGUCCAAAGGGCCCACCGUGACACUUUGUCAUGUCAAGGCCUUGUUGGGUGUCCUCCACAAGGAUGCUCUUGGCACGGCGCCUCUAGCAAUGUGUCACAGCUGGGAAUGGUGGGUGGAGAAGGGCUUCGGCGGGCUUAGAGGGCUUGUUUUCCUAUUCUGAAUUCAUACCUCUCUUUGGGAUGCUUACGUUUUGGUAAAUGAUAAUUAUGCCAACUUAGGCAUCGGUUAGUGCAUUUUUAGUCCCAGGAGGGAAGCAUGAAAGUCACAAUACAGGGAAGGAAGGUCAAAGGUAGAGCCAGGGAAACAUGAUUCUCACCUUUCAAAC